This is a messenger RNA of Brenthis ino (lesser marbled fritillary), 1272 nucleotides long. The record is from the annotation of a GenBank genome assembly. NCBI's taxonomy places the organism in Eukaryota, Metazoa, Arthropoda, Insecta, Lepidoptera, Nymphalidae.
AUGGAAACAAAUAAAAAUGCAACCAAAGCUUAUAACUCAUAUCAACAAACUGAGAUAAGAAAGCGAAAUAUGUUUGAGAAAGUCAAUGCGAAAGAUAUGAAAGCUUAUGAUGUACAGGAUAUUUACGGCCCACAGAUCACAGACAAAGACGGCGAGUUGCUGGAUAAACAUGACAGCUUUUAUCUUAAUACGAAGAGUUUGCUAGUACUGUUCCAGAUUAUGGGAGUUAUGCCUAUCAUGAGAGUGCCCAAACUGGGCAAGGAGCGUUUAGGCAAUUUCCAGCAAAAUUCCAACAAGAGAUUCGACGAAGUAAUAUAUAAUGUCAUAUUUUUGAGCAUCCUUAUUCCGCACUUCUUACUACCAAUUGCUUCGUGGCGUCAUGGGCCUGAAGUCGCUAUAUUUAAGAACAUGUGGACACAUUAUCAGCUAAAAUAUUUAAAAAUUACGGGUACUCCCAUUAUAUUUCCAAACCUCUAUUCUCUAACAUGGGGUCUAUGCAUAUUUUCCUGGGCCCUUAGCUUCGCUGUGAUUCUUUCGCAAAAUUAUCUUCAAGGUGACUUUGAGCUUUGGCAUUCCUUCGCUUAUUACCACAUAAUUGCUAUGUUAGAUGGUUUCUGCUCACUUUGGUAUAUUAAUUGCAAUGCUUUUGGUACUGCAUCAAAGGGCUUAGCGACCAAUCUUCACAAGGCAUUAGAGGCAGAACAACCAGCUUUAAAAUUGGCGCAAUUCCGCCACCUUUGGGUUGAUCUUUCACAUAUGAUGCAACAGCUUGGUAGGGCGUAUUCAAACAUGUACGGAAUAUAUUGUAUGGUGAUUUUCUUCACGACAACGAUCUCUUUAUACGGGGCACUUUCUGAGAUAUUAGAACAUGGUAUUAGCUAUAAAGAAAUGGGACUAUUCGUUAUAGUGGGUUACUGUAUGACCCUACUUUUCAUCAUUUGUAAUGAAGCUUACCACGCUACGAGGAAGGUUGGACUUGAAUUUCAAAUGCGUCUGCUAAAUGUGAAUUUGGGAUCCAUAGAUCGCAGUACUCAGCGCGAAGUGGAAAUGUUUUUAGUAGCAAUCGCUAAGAACCCGCCUAUCAUGAACCUUGAUGGAUUUACUAACAUUAACAGAGAAUUAUUUACAGCUAAUAUAUCCUACAUGUCAACGUAUUUAAUAGUUCUGAUGCAGUUUAAAUUAACACUAUUGAGGCAAGGAACAAGAAUUAUGAAAAAAAUUGCAAGAGCCAUUUUUAAUACUACGACAACAAUCGCCGAUGAAGGCGAAGAA